AUGGUGAAUGGCGCUGGUCAUAGCGCCAAGUGCGUCUACGUCCUCUCCGACAUUGAUGGCUUCAAAUACAAACUUGUGAUGGAGGGGGAUGUGCAUCUGUUAACAACGACAAAGGUGAAACGAUACCUGCAGCACGCCACGGGACUCAGUCCCCAGCACCAGGAGCUUUCCUUCAAGGGCAGGAUCAUGCAGGACGGCGAGUGUGGUGGUGACAUCGGCCUUACAGACGGUGCGAUGCUUCGGCUGCAGCACGUGCACGCCUCACAGCGAGCAAGUAGCAGUGCUGGUGCUGGCGGGAGCCGGCCGUCAAGCCGCUCGAUGUCCGCGAGCACUGUGAGCCAUCAAGGUAAAGCAACAGUAGCGAAGACUUUUGUGCCGAUCUCUCCUAUGGCAGGGUCAUCGACGCCGCUCCAGAGUGGUCGUCACCGUGAUGCUCAUGGUUUUAAUGGCGAACUUGCCGGCCCCCCACGCGCUGAUACAAGUUUUUCUAGGCGCGACACACGCACCGAGCGUGAGUAUCGAGAAUUAGAGUUGGAGAACGCUCGUCUGGAGGAGCGUUUAUUAGAGGCGGAGCGGGAACUCGCCAAUGCCCGCUCGGAUUGGCGUCUGCAAGAAGAGGUUGAACAGCUGAAGUGCACCAUUGCACAGUUAGAAAGUGAGAAGGCCGGUGCCGCGCGGGCCGCGGAAGAGAAGUGGCAGGUGAAGCAGGCGGAGCUCGUGAAGGAGCUCGAUAUCAUGCGGGAGGAACGGCGGCGACUGCGCCGCGAACAGGCGUUCUUUGAGCAGGAGCAGCGGGCGCUGGUGCAUGCCCUCGAAGGACAGAUCCGCACACAGCAGAAGGAGCUCGUGGAGCAAGAGACACGAUUGGAGAAGCAACGCGAAGAGUUGCGUUGCGCCAAUAAGACCGUUUCUGAAACGGUACAAUGCAGCCUUGAGAAGUUAUCGCAGGAGCUCAACAUAUCGCCACUGAAGUUAGACGACAAUGACACAUGUGUUGUGCCCUUGAGUGAUGGUGCAAACAUCCUCAUCACACUAGACCCCGCCACGGAGCGUAUGUUCAUGUACGCCACCAUCGCGAACACAUUGCCUUCGAGCGCGGAGGUCCGGCUGCGUCUGUUUGAGACGUUACUCGAAGGCUCACUGCUGGGUCGCGACAUGGCUGGUGGCGGUGUGGGCAUAUGCACACUCAACAACCUCAUCAUUAUGGAUAUCUGCGUGGACGUGGCACACGCUGAUGAAUACGCCUUGGCAAGCGUCGUUCGACCCUUCAUGGCGGCUGCUCAGCACUGGAUGGAGGUGAUAAAGAAUCUGACCUCGCAGCAGGCCUGA
This is a messenger RNA of Trypanosoma grayi, 1329 nucleotides long. RefSeq lists its product as hypothetical. NCBI's taxonomy places the organism in Eukaryota, Euglenozoa, Kinetoplastea, Trypanosomatida, Trypanosomatidae. The record is from RefSeq and is a predicted model, not a curated record. Gene Ontology annotation, biological process: protein secretion by the type III secretion system. The coding region runs from base 1 to 1329 and encodes 442 amino acids. The transcript has a single exon. Gene Ontology annotation, molecular function: protein binding.